GCAAGGCUUGGCCCGACCGACCUUCAGGCCGCGAGUGAAAAGGAGGAGGAGCAUCCAAACCCGUGCGUUGGUGUUGCCAAAGAAGCCAGUCAAUCUUGUGUUUGCUCUGGAAACUUGGCUCGAGGGUACUCAUCAACACUGACACAACAACAGCUCGCAAUGGUUGCCCGAUGGGUCUAGUGCCAGUGCUUGAGGAAUCGCAGGCCGCUCAAGCGCUUUUCGAAUAGCCAUGGCGAUGAUGCGGACCAGGACCAAAAGCCGAGGUAUGUGCCUCUGCCUUCUCGGGAUUGCAUUGGCGCUGCUCGUGCAGCCGAGCACGGAGUCCCUUGUCGCCGCCGCCCAGGACUUUGCUCGAGGAGUUCCUGGGCUGAAGGACAGCAUAUUGGCAAAACGGCACCCGUUGCAUGCCGGAGUCGCUCGGCGCGCCGGGGCUGCGCAAGAGGACAACAGUGGCCAGGACCGGCGCGAUCUCGAGGAGGCGGCAGACCAGAGAAUGCGGGCCGAGUUCGUGGAAGAGGACCUGCUCCUGGCGCUGCAAUUUGCUCUGGCGCAGCAAGAGACGGCCCAGGCGCAGGUCGCGACAGCCCAGGAGCAGGAAGCAAUGGCGGUGAGGCGUCUCGCUCGGGCGGAGGAAUCGGGCGAUGCGAAAAAGGUGCAGUCGGCGGAGAGGAAGGUGGAGAGGGCGAAGAAGGAGGUCCAGGAGGCGAAGAAGGAGGUCCAGGAGGCGAAGAAGGAGGUUCAGGAGGCGAAGAAGGAGGUGGAGAGGGCGAAGAAGGAGGUCAAGGAGGCGAAGGCAAGCGGCCGGACGAAGGAGUCCGAGGGCACAAGCCGCUUGCAACGAUACCUCGCCCCCAAGUAUGACCUGAGAGAGAAGCACAUUGACGGCCAGAAGCUGCUGGUCUGCGAUUUCAAAGAUUCGACUAGAUUUGCCAUUGUGUCCAGCGAACUGAUGCAGCGGUUGACUGCGUGGGUGGAGGACCGUGUCUCUUCGCAACGAGGCAUCUGCGCCAUCAAUGGCAUGGUAAAGUUGGGAAAAACUACCGUGUUGACUCACCUUCUGCCACAGAUCAUCUUGACAAAGUUUCCAAAUGCCGAGAUUUGCUUCCUGGACUUUUCCUCUUUUCUCAAUGCGGGCUUCGAGCCUGGAGCAAUGGAGGAGGGAUUGCUGAAGAGAGUUGCAGCUUGGGCAACAAGCGCUGGGUUCCAUGUGGGCCCAGGUGACAUGUUGCACUUGGAUGAGUUGAUGGACAACUUGGACAGGUCUGGGCGUACAGUUUUUUUCCUCAUUGACGAAGUUCAGAGAUUCUUCCAGGUUCAGGAAGGAAUUAUCCCAACAUGGGACAUUCUCAAGGGAUUCCUCCGAGUCAACAGGGAAGACUCCAACCUGCACUUUGCCAUCACUGGUUCAGACAUGGCCCUAGCGUGGCAACACUUUGUCAGGAUGACUCCCAAUGGAUUUACAUUUGCUGGUGCUUGUCGCAGGGUUUCCCUCCCGUGGCAAAACCCCGUCCAUGAGCUGGACUAUGCCCGACAGAAAUUCCUGGCCACUGCAGUCGAUGACACCGAAAAAGAUGAACUGACAGACUUGCUUGGCGAGAUCCGAUCUGUGCCAUUGAUGGCAUACACAGCAGCAGUGUGGAAGGACGAACAGUCCAAGAUUGACACGCAAAAACGAGUAAACAUGAAGUUGAGAGAUGAGUUUGUGACGGAGAUGACCCCUUUGCUGGGGGACCCAAGUUGGUCCAAUCCACAACGUUUGCAGUACAUCCGAGACUUGGCCAUUGGUCAGGCAACCUCUGACCCAGCAGACUUUUUUGAUGAGACCGUGUACGACUGCUUCUUCAAGCCAUAUAUUUAUGAGGCAGACGGCAAGUUUUCCUUUGCAAGCAACCCGUGGACUGUUUGCGUAGCAUACUGCCUAGAUGCGAGCGGGACACUGCUGAACCAAAGCAAUUUUCCGGUUCUGCAAUGGUGCCAGAACGAGCAAAGACUGCAGCAACUUGCGCGGGUUGGUGAGCUUGUGAAAGGCACGCUGCGGCGAUGGUUCCCUUCGGCAAACAGCCCACUGAGCGGCGACCAGAAAAAGCUACGCUGGCGCGUGGAGAGCAUUUGCAGGAGGCAUGGGAGGCAACAUGGCUGGCAUCCAGAGGAAGGGGAGCCAUAUUUUCAACAACUGCUGAAUUGGUCGAAUAGCGGUGUAAACGUCAGCAUACGAGAGCGUCAGUUGAACAGAACAAAGCAAAACAAACCGUGUCGGUUGGACAUGAGGUGGUGCACAUACUUAGAGAUGUUGCGCAAUGCGAAUGCGCAUUUCACUUCGAGAAAUAGAGCUGACUAUGAGGAACUAUUAUUUAAUUGCUUGCCGAGCCAAACAGGCUUGCUAUUGGCGGCUUUGAGGAAUUUCACUCUGUCCAGACCAAGGUGAGAGCCAGGUGCACGCUGUUGAAGAUGUCAAAAAAGCGAGUCGGGAUGGGUUGAGGUUGACUGGUAGUAGCAGCUUGUGUGCUGGUUUAAUCUCUGUCUGCCUGAAUGUUGGUAGUUGUUGCAGCAUAGGUCCUUGAUUCUCGCUCAUGCC
Messenger RNA from Effrenium voratum, 2575 nucleotides. Lineage: Eukaryota; Dinophyceae; Suessiales; Symbiodiniaceae. The record is from the annotation of a GenBank genome assembly.